AUGGCUAGCUUACCAAUAUACUAUUCCGAAGUAUACCAUAAACGUACUCUUAGGGAAGAAAGUUGGGAAAACAUUCGAAUUCAUUUUGAUUACAGAUAUAUGGAUGGAACGAUAAAUAAUGGGAAAACUUGUUAUCAAAAUGGUGCUUCUGUAACUUAUAACGGUGUGACUUAUACUUGCACACAAGAUGAUGUUUUAACGACUCAAAAGGCCCAAGCUGCAAAACAGACAAUGGAGAAUGUAAGAAUCUAUUUACAGAAGCUUCUUAAAGUAAUACCUUUGACAAAAUCUAUUACCGUUAGAGAUUAUUUUUCUUAUAUGAAAUAUAAUCUUCCAUAUUCUGUUUCGAAUGCAGAUUUAUAUAUGGGUAUUCUAGUUAGACCAUAUGGCAAUAAAAACCCAUUGGCGACUGCAGGAUCUAAUACUCAAGAACCAACAUACUACAGACCAAUUGUUGGAGCUGUUUUCUUGAAUGGAAGAUCAUUACCUACUGCACCACAAAACGAAAAUAGUACUAACUGUCAGUUUUUCUACGUUUGUGUUCAUGAAAUUUUCCAUGCUCUUGGUAUUUCCUAUGUAAACUUUAACUAUUACCAUCCUUAUGGAACAAAUAAACCUCAUGAGCAAAUUACUUGCAGUUUUACAAAGUCUGGCAAGAGAUUUACUUUUUUAGUAACGCCUUACGCUCAUAUUUUUGCGAAGAAGCAGUUUGGAGUCGAGACAUUCUAUGGAGAUGAUGGAAAUUGUCCUUCAGGUAUCGAAAUCGAGGACGGCGGCGGAAAAGGAACAAGACGUAGCCAUGUAGAAGGAAGAACAUACAUGACAGACCUCAUGACAGGUGUUACUAUACAAACAAAAGCAGGACCUUUCAAUAGAUUGACUGAUGCUACUUUAGCAAUUUUGCAAGAUACAGGAAAUUACAAAGUCAAUUGGAGAAUGGGACAGCCACUUGUAUGGGGACAUCCUGAAUCAAUCAAUGACCAAUAUAUUAAAGAUUUCGCUACUGGACCUCCACAAAAUGUAUUUCCGGCUUAUUAUAACUACGAUGCAAGCAAUAAUUAUCCUAUUGGAUAUACAGGAUUCAAUUUCAAGUACUAUGGACCAACAAAUGCUUAUAAUGCUCCUUCAUGUCCAAAUUCAAAUUCAGAUCUUCAGAAAUAUUGUAACGCAAAGAGUUUCUAUAAUCCAAAAUCUUAUUCUAAAACAGGUCAAGACGCUGUUUACGAUUUUAUGCCACUAAUUUAUCCUAAUUCCGUUUGUCCAAAAGGUCAAGCAACACUUUUAACAAGUCUCCAAGGCAGUAAACAAUGUGGUACUUACAAGUGCAACGGAUAUGAGAGUUUUACGAUCGAAGUUCCAACAGAUACUUUUGGAGGAAAAAAAACAGUCACUUGCACAAAGUCAAAUGUUGGAAAAGUUACAUCUGAUCCUUUAUAUAUAUCAAGUGAAUGGUCAAUGCCACGAAUGUAUUGGUGUCCAGAUCCAGAAAGAUUCUGCAGAUCAGUCAAAUUAUCAGAAAUGUACUUCAGAAACGAUCCAUUCCUCAACUAUACGAAACAACUUGUAGAUGUACCAGAUCCAAAUCCUCCUACACCAACACCAAAGACUCCUACACCAACACCAAAGACUCCAACACCAACACCAAAGACUCCAACACCAACACCAAAGACUCCAACACCAACACCAAAGACUCCAACACCUGAAUUACCAACACCUGAUCCGAAAACUCCAACACCUGAUCCAAAACCUCAAAAUCCAACACCAGAAUCGCAAUCACAAACUGCGGAAAGUGAAAAACCAACUCAAAUAAUUUCUAAUUCGGAGUCAUCUUCAACUUCUAACGGAAACAAUAGUCAAGAUGAUAAUUCAAAUGAUAAAUCAAACAAGGAAGGUUUGUUAUCUGGUAAAAUGAAGUGGGUUAUCAUUGGAUCUAUUAUUGGAGCUGUUGUAGUUGUUGCAAUCAUUGUUGUGGUAGUUGUAGUUGUCAGGAAACACAAAAGUGCAAAUGAGGAUAGUGAUGAUAGAAACUUUUUAGUCUAA
Molecule: messenger RNA, 2040 nt
Organism: Trichomonas vaginalis G3
Lineage: Eukaryota; Parabasalia; Trichomonadida; Trichomonadidae
Product: regulation of choline O-acetyltransferase protein
Exons: 1
Coding region: 1-2040 (679 amino acids)
Biological process (GO): cell adhesion; proteolysis
Cellular component (GO): membrane; cytoplasm
Molecular function (GO): metalloendopeptidase activity
Source: RefSeq, a predicted model, not a curated record